CCUGCCUUGUCAAAGAUAAAGCAACUUUCAAUAGACCUACACCAGUUCCUUAUCAAGGGCACCCAUUCUGGUCCGAAUUUCAAAAUUCCAAAAAUAAGAUGUCUGACAUCAACUUAACUGCCUACAACGUCUUCCGACGCGAUCUGGCCAGAAUAUUCAAGACAUUCAACUCAUCUACACAAACCGAUUUUACCGACGACAUCAGCACAAACACCGACCUCGAUUACAAGUCCGAUUUGGAACUCAAUCUUUCGCAAAUCUACGAUCUGGAACUGGAUUAG
Molecule: messenger RNA, 281 nt
Organism: Drosophila biarmipes
Lineage: Eukaryota; Metazoa; Arthropoda; Insecta; Diptera; Drosophilidae
Exons: 2
Coding region: 99-281 (60 amino acids)
Source: RefSeq, a predicted model, not a curated record